Thrips palmi is the source of this 2570-nucleotide messenger RNA. It is a transcript of the gene Cog7, whose product is annotated as conserved oligomeric Golgi complex subunit 7. Lineage: Eukaryota; Metazoa; Arthropoda; Insecta; Thysanoptera; Thripidae. The coding region runs from base 229 to 2427 and encodes 732 amino acids. Gene Ontology annotation, cellular component: COG complex. Gene Ontology annotation, biological process: intracellular protein transport; retrograde vesicle-mediated transport, Golgi to endoplasmic reticulum; Golgi organization. The transcript has 13 exons. The record is from RefSeq and is a predicted model, not a curated record.
CUGAUUGGUCCUCAUUUCACCGUUGUAGUCUGCUAGCAUUUUUGUUUUUGUUUUUGUUCUUUAUGUCCGGCUGCCAAGUGUCAGUUCAGUGUUUGUCAACAGAAACCGUCAUUGUGGGUGACAAUGAUGUAAAUUUGCACAAUUAUAUUUCCUGUUUAGAUAUUAUUUUGCUGAAAUCAGUAUAGAAUAGCAUUGCUGGUGUUCAAUUUACCUCUUUAUCUUCUCAUCAUGGAUAUGUCAGCAUUUUCUGAUGACAAUUUCAAUGCAAGGGAUUGGAUAAAUACUACGUUUAGGUCACCUGAAGUUAAAGAAAAUCGAGAUGUAUUUGCAUCAUCUCUGGUUAUGAAACUACAACUCUACGUUCAACAAGUGAACAGUUCAUUAGAGGAAACUAGCCAGCAGGUUCUACAAAGUUUACCGCGCGUGAUGCGUGAUACUGAUAUUCUUCAACAGGAAGCAUUAAUGCUCCGAGAGAAAAUGAAAACGGUCCGAGAAGAAAUGUCUAAAGUUCAGAGUGACACUGGGGAGUCACUAGCAACACUGGAGCACAUAGACCAAUUAAAAACACGGCUCCAAAAAGCAAAGCAAGCAUUGCAUGAAGCAGACAAUUGGUCUUUAUUGGCUGCUGAUCUUGAAGAGGUAUUUGAAUCGGGAGAUAUUGAAAGUAUGUCGUCAAGACUAACCAAAAUGCAGCAAUCGUUGGGGGCCUUGACAAGUGUGCCUGACUAUGAAGAACGACGAUUGCAGUUGGAAGGGCUCAAAAACCGUUUAGAGGCAAUUGCAAGCCCUCGUCUUGUUCAAGCUUUUACAUCUGGCUCCAUAGAUCAGUCCCGUGUUUAUGUUCGUAUUUUUGUUAAUAUGGAUCGCUUGUCUCAACUUCUCAAAUACUACCAUAAAUGUCAAAAGGGAAUUCUUCUCCAGCAGUGGAGGACCAUUGUUGAUAUUGAACAGGAUGAAGGAGUAGUUCAUCUAUUAAAAUCGUGCUAUGAAAUGUUCUUGGCUGCCUGGAAUGAUCAGGUAAAAUGGUGCAGCCAAGUUUUUACAUCCAUCCCUCCCCCAUCGAUAUUGGUUGAUUUAUUUUCGGAUACUCUUGCUUCCUUGGAGCCAAGCCUCAAUAGCUGUUUUGAUGGUCCACUAAAGGAGGAAGCAGAUCCACUUUCUUUACUUUUAGAAUUGAGUCAGUGCACUCAGCAAUUUGUGGCAAACCUCCAGGCUACCAUUGAAUCAUCCAGUCAAGGAAAAUACUCAGUGCCUGAUGAGAAAAUACUCACGCUUGCUCGGUCUGUGUAUCACACUUGGAUCCCAUAUGUAAAACAAUAUUCAAAACUGGAAUCAGAAAACCUAAAGAAGCAAAUGUCCUCAAAUAUUGUGCCUCAAGAGGACCUUGCAGAAACGGUACAAUCAUUGGGUUUGUCGGUGACAAGUGCAGUGGGAACUAUGACUGAUGCCCAGAAGCGCUGCUUUCAGCUCAGUCAUGGGUGUGCAUUUAUUGGAUUACUCAAGGCUAUCAAGUCAUACUUCAAUAAUUAUUUAGAGCAGUUCCAAACUGCUCUAAAAAGACUCGAUAAACAAAAGGGAAAUGGUGAAGAUUGGAACAUGUUCCAAAUGUGCCUUUCUCUUCUACAGGGUGUAGGCCAGUUACUAAGUGAAGUUCGCCAUCUGGACAAAGAACUAUUGCAAAGCCUUCUUAACUCCACUAAAACAUUACCAGAUGAAAAAUCUAGCCCCUUUACAAAUUUUAGGCUGUUACUUUUAGAUGAAACUGGCCGUAAGGAGUUUGAUCUUCUUUUGAAAUCAUUCCAAGAAGGUCAAGAAGAGUAUGUUUUAAAAUCAGUUUUAGGUGCAAUUGAAAAACUUUGUGGAGAUGUGCAUCGCACAACAUUUGCAGUUAUUCUUGCUCCAAUAACAGUGCAGUUGAAUCUUGUUCAAAGUGCUCCUGCUUGGUGUGCAUCUGUUGCAAAAUCACCAGUCACGUUAACUCUAGACCUGCCUGAUUACAGUUUUGCUCCACAAGAAUAUAUAACUCAGAUUGGUCAAUAUCUGAUGACCUUACCUCAACAUCUGGAGCCUUUUCUUUUGCGUGACAAUCCAGCCCUUACUCUGGCACUAAGUGUUGCUGUUUCCGAGGAAGCUGGGGGAAGUGCAGAUUUACUACUGGCUGGAGUUGCUCGCACCACAUGUCUCACAUAUUGUGACCGCAUUUUAGGCAUUUCCCAGCUCACAUCAAGUGCUUGCAAACAGUUAGCUACAGACAUAGAUUACCUCGGGAAUGUACUUGAGGACUUGGGCCUGGGUCUUUCUGAUCAGCUUUCUCAAUUAUCCAAUUUACUACGAAUUCCUGCGGACGAAUAUCAGUCUCAAAGUUCUGGAUGCCAACCCAAGCUUGUUGCAGCAGUUCGUCAAAUGCGUGAAAUUACUACAAGUUAAUGAAGUCCUGUUGAUGUAUUAAUCUCACUUAUGAAAUGUUUUAACUGAUUAUCAAGUGUUACCCAUUUCCUUGGACAGGAAAAUUAUAUUUCAUACCCCUGUUCUUUCAUUGUUCAAUAAAUUCUAUAAUCUUGUUAAACUAC